GGUUAUAGGGGAUAUCAACCGGAAGUGCAGCAGGUGCUAUGGUGCCUAACAACCAGGACGCAAUGAGAUAAAAAUUAUGUGAUCCAUUUUACUUUCCCCCAUUGUGUCUCGUCUUUAUUAAUGUAGUUUUGAGUAAAUAUGUCUGUCCACGAUCACAAGUCUGAUGUAGAUCCAUUUAUGUGUACUUGUGGGCCUUGUAAGAAAUUUUGGAAGGACAAUUUCAAUGAUGCCUCAGACUUGCUUCGUGAAUCCUCAUUAAGCAGAGCACAGAACACAGCACCUGUGUCCUCAAAAUCUAGCAUUGUAAAAGUGGGAGACAGGGUGGAAGUCUACGGCAAAUAUCCUGCUGUUGACCUCUGUAAAAUCUAUGCUGAAUCAGAGGUCUGUAAAAAAACUUCGGGUACAGUAAAGUUUGUUGGGGUUAUUGAUGACAAUGCCAUCGCCCCAAACCUAUAUGUGGGAGUCAAGUUGGAUGAAAAUGUGAAUUCUGUGCACAAUGGUUUAUAUAAGGGUAAGCGGUAUUUCCACUGUACCCCAGGACAUGGUGCUAUGGUUAAGUACACAGAGGUCAAACCCCUGAAACCUCCCAGCAAAACUCCCCCAAUCAAAAAUAACUACAUGUUCCCCAGCUGGGACGAGGUCAAAAAACGGAGGAAGGAGAGGAAUGAGAAACUUGCUGAGAUUUAUGCCAAAGCCGGGGUAUCACCCACUCCCUCCUUGUUCAGUGAGACCUCCAUGCAUAGUUUAAAGACGGAACCCAUCAUCAACAUCAAUGAUCCAAAUGAUAUUGCCAUAAAGGAUCAAGAAAGAAAACGCCGAGCUGAACUCCGCAAGCAGAAAGUUCAGGAAGAGGAUCAUGAGAAAAAUGAGCUUCGUCGAUUACGACAACAGUUUGGUGGUGGACAGGAUGCCGACCGAAUGGCACACACAUUACUCAAGCUCCAGCGAGCCUACCAGGAAGGCCUGCAACUGACUAAUCGUAGAGGGACUCAUCACGACCUCCACAACUCGGAAGAUGAUUACUAAUUCUAAUUAUUUAUUAAUAGUAAUUUAAUUUUUUAUUUG
Molecule: messenger RNA, 1065 nt
Organism: Saccostrea cuccullata (small rock oyster)
Lineage: Eukaryota; Metazoa; Mollusca; Bivalvia; Ostreida; Ostreidae
Product: dynactin subunit 1-like
Exons: 7
Coding region: 139-1026 (295 amino acids)
Biological process (GO): cytoplasmic microtubule organization
Cellular component (GO): cytoplasm; microtubule plus-end; nucleus
Molecular function (GO): microtubule plus-end binding
Source: RefSeq, a predicted model, not a curated record